Molecule: messenger RNA, 3474 nt
Organism: Pygocentrus nattereri (red-bellied piranha)
Lineage: Eukaryota; Metazoa; Chordata; Actinopteri; Characiformes; Serrasalmidae
Product: GTPase IMAP family member 7-like
Exons: 6
Coding region: 1354-2829 (491 amino acids)
Molecular function (GO): GTP binding
Source: RefSeq, a predicted model, not a curated record
AUAAUAUAAUUGAUGACAACAUAAUUGAUUAAGUCUUUGUUUCAUUAUUAAUCCAGAGGAAUGUUUAUGUUUUUGUGGUUUUGGUGAGAUGGAAUUUUUCUGGGCUUCCAGGUUUCAGGUGUUCUAGUGUCUGUAAUCUCAGAUGAAGUUACUUAAUAAUAGUGACAGAAGUUUAGCUUCUCGUCUUUGAGAUCGGCUUGCACUUGCUUGCAUUCUGGUGCCUUCUGGUGAAUGGCUUUAAACCAUGCUGGCACAUUUCAACUGCAGUCUAAGACCAGUUUUGGAGCAGUGCCAGCUACAAACAGUAGUGCAAUCCCAGCAAACUUUGUACCACUUCGCUUUGACUAAUAAAGUGAUGUUGCUUCAUAUGUAUCUGUUCAUAAAAAAACAGACUUAGUUUCUGGAGGAAUUAGAAUUGUUUUAUUGUAAAUAAACAGUGCAUACCAUCAGCAGAAAUAACAGUUCAAAAUGAAAGUAAACCUUUUCUGUUAUGAAAAAAGGGUUACUGUUGGGAGAACAAGAAAAAUAUAUAAUAUUAGUAGAAUAAAACCAUUGUUUUUGCAUUGGCCAUUAUGAUAAUGUCAACAACUUUAUUUAUAUAGCACCUUUUAUACACAAAAAUGCAGCAAAUUUCUGUGGUGCUGCAGACUAUUGCACAGUAAUUUCUGGCUAACAUACUACUCUAGACAGUCAUGACCAGGGCAUACUGGAAGGCUGGCAGGAUGAGAAACUGGGUGGCUGGCUGAGCAGUAGACUGGGUGGCUGGCUGAGCAAAAGACUAGUGAGCUGCAUUUCCACCAAAGAUACAUAGAUUCAUAAACUCAGUCUAAAUAGAAGUUCUAAAGUAGUAAUAAAUAGAAGCAACUAAUCAAGUGAACUGAUCACCUGAAUUCCUUUCUUGUAGGCUACAGAAAUUGCAGACCCUUCAGACAAUCAGGUGGCCACAGCUUUGAAACGUGCUGCUAAUAAUAUGAAUACACAAUAAUAAAAAGCUGAUUAAAGCCAAGUGUGACCUGUGACUAAGGCAGAUGGAAACCACCAAGUGUGGUAGCAGGACAGAACAAUUAGGUUGCAGGUAGAUUUUCUGUGGGAGCAGGAUGAAGUCUUGUGGGAGGGGACGGAAGAGUGAAGCUGCUCCAGUAACAAAGGCAAGCAGUUCAGCAGCAGAGUGUUGACUGGUAGUCGGGACUGCUAAUAUAUCUAUCAUCCUUGAGUGCAGAAGAGCCUGCUGACAGCAGACAAACCGGUCAGAAACAAUACAGAAAUGGUGAUGACAGUGGUGUCUGUGCAGCAUCCGAAUUUGAGUGCUCUACAUCUGUUAGUAACUCCCCUGAAAAUUGCUUCAGGUUUUCCAUGGAAAUGACACGAGACACACAAAUAUGCACAAGUACAGCCCAGCAGGGGUUCCAGAGUAAAGAUGAGGAGAAAAAUAGUUGUAUUUCCAUUUGGAAGGCUUUGCUGCCAGUGGUACUUUUAAUGUUGGUCACUGGGUUGUACGCAUAUUCUACAGAACAUGAGGUGAACCAUGCUGAGCUGAGACUGAUGCUGGUGGGUAAGACUGGAGCUGGGAAGAGUGCGUCAGGAAACACCAUCCUGGGUGAAGAAGUUUUCAGAGUCGAGGCGUCUCCAGCCUCUGUGACUGCACACUGUGAGAGAAGCAACAAAGCUGUGGAUGGACGGAAUAUCACUGUGAUCGACACUCCUGGGGUGAUGGAUACAUGGCUCACAUCAGAACAAGCAGCCCACAGUGCACCUGAUUGUAUCUACCAUCCUGCUCAUCGUCCUCAUGUGUUCCUGCUGGUGGUCAAACUGGGGAGAUUCACAGAGGAGGAGAGGAACGCUGUGAAGUGGAUUCAGGAGAACUUUGGAGAAGAAGCUGUGAAGUUCACCAUAAUACUUUUCACUGGUGGAGAUCUGUUAGAGAAAAAACCCAUUGAGAAAUUUAUCAGUAACAGUUUUGAGCUUCAGGAUCUGAUAGACACGUGUGAAGGUAGAUAUCACAUCUUCAACAACUAUCAGAAAAAUGAUCGCAAUCAGGUCACAAAGUUACUUGAAAAGAUAGAUAUGAUAUUAUUUGGAUCUUUUGGCUACAUUCAUACACAAGAAUUGCAUGACAGGGUCCAAAAAAACACUAGAGAAGAAGAAGAGAGGAAGAAAUUAAAUUUGAUUAAAGAGAUCAAAUCUGAGGAGGAUGUAAAGAGAAACACAACAGAAAGAAUGAUCAGAGAGCAGGAGGAACUAAAGAGAAAUCAGAUGAAAAGAGAGUUAAAAGAGGAGGAAAUGAGAAAAUGCAACAGCAGAGAGAUGGAAAUCAGACGAGAGGAGGAACUAAAGAGGGAACAGAUAGUAAGAGAAUUAAAAGAGGAAGAAAUAAGAAAAUGUAACAGCAGAGAGACUGAAAUCAGACGAGAGGAGGAACAAAAGAGGGAACAGAUAGUAAGAGAAUUAAAAGAGGAAGAAAUGAGAAAAUGCAACAGCAGAGAGACAGAGAUCAGACGAGAGGAGGAACUAAAGAGAGAACAAAUGGAAAGAAAGGUAAAAGAGGAAGAAAUCAGGAACAUUGAGAACAGGGAGGAAGAGAUCAGAAAGGAGGAGGAACUGAAACUGAGGCAAAUGCAAAAGGAGAUGAAAGCAAAGGAGAAAAGAAAGAUGAAUGAGAUGGCAGUUAAAUUAAGAGAUGAACAAUAUGAGAACCAAAAACUUCUAGAGGAAUUAGAGAAAGUACAUAGAACCAAAUUUUGGCUUUGUGUCGUGGCAGUGUUUCUCUUUGUGUGGAUUUUGUGUUUGUGCAGCAGGAGUGGAGUCCAACAGAAAUCAAAUGAAAAAUAGUUAAAUAAAAUACCUGUAACAGAUUCAAAACUGCAAGCCUUUUCUAGUUAUUGGUCUUUGGAUUUACUUUUGUCACUAACAUAUUUGUUUCACUUGAAUGAAUCAGUGAAAAAAUAUUUUGUUAUUCUCAUCAAACAGCGUUGAAUGCUAUGCCAAGGGAAUGACAAACGGUGCCCAAUCUGGUGCAGAAAAGCAGUAGAAACAGUGUCUUUUUUCCACUUUGCUGGGACUAUGUUGGUUUUUUUUUUUGUUUUUUCUUUUUCAAUUUCUCCAGCCUUUGAAAGUACCUGCUCACAUGGGACUCAGGAGGCUAGGGUGCACAAAAACUGGGGUGCACGCUGAGAAAGGUGGGGAUAAGCAGUCUUCUGUAAUAACCAGAACUUGUUUGUUUGAAGGAAAAAUGAUGUCUAUACCUGAAACAGUGUAUGCUCGGUGUGUUAUCUCUACCCUCUAUCAUAUGUUCAAGCCUAAAAUGUUUAUAUGCUUCUCUUUUUUCCUGUUUGCUUGUUUUGAAGUGCUUUGCCUGCAGCGGAAUUGAAAUGAUUUGACUAAGUGUGCUUCAUCAGUUCCAGCAUGAAUAAUUUGUGGCUGUAAAAUCACAAAUUAAAUUAAAUUCAAUUCAAUUAAAACCACAUCUGUGUUAAG